CUUAAAAAGAAUUCUUUCUAAAUAGUAUUAGGUCAUUCUAAUGCUGCACUUCAGUUGUCAUUUGCUUGGCUCAUGGCUUCGGAAAAGGAGGCUGCUCUUGCUGCCGCUCCCUCAGAUUCUCCCACCAUAUUCGACAAGAUCAUCAACAAGCAAAUACCGGCCAACAUCGUCUAUGAGGAUGAGCAGGUUCUGGCUUUCAGGGACAUAGCUCCACAAGCGCCUACUCACAUCCUCAUUAUCCCUAAACUCAGGGAUGGAUUGAUUGGAAUAUCCACGGCUGAGGAGAGGCAUUGUGAGAUUCUUGGCCGUCUUCUAUACACAGCGAAGCUUGUGGCAAAACAGGAAGGCCUUAAGGAUGGCUUCAGAAUUGUGAUUAACGACGGACCUAAUGGAUGUCAAUCGGUGUAUCACCUGCACAUUCAUCUUCUUGGCGGACGACAAAUGAACUGGCCUCCGGGCUAAGCCGGAUGUAAGAACAACGAGUUGGUGUAAUCAUCUCCACUUUCAAUCCUUGGCUGCACUUUUGUCUCAACUGUGGGAACAUAAAUAAGUUUAUUAAGGUGACUGCUUCUUACAAUUGAAGUAGAUAAAACCUUGCACUUUCCUAAAGAUAUUUGUGUUAUGCCUAAAUCUAGUGUCAUUUCUUGAUGA
Messenger RNA from Salvia hispanica, 651 nucleotides. RefSeq names its product adenylylsulfatase HINT1-like. Lineage: Eukaryota; Viridiplantae; Streptophyta; Magnoliopsida; Lamiales; Lamiaceae. The record is from RefSeq and is a predicted model, not a curated record. Gene Ontology annotation, molecular function: catalytic activity.